AUGUCGCCAUUAGAGGAUUCAGUGAUAGAAUUAAACACGAAACAUGUCGACAAUAUAGUAAAAUUUGUCUCGGAUAUUCGAAAUGGAAAGUUGGAAGGCUCCAACAAGAUAGCAGUGGCGACAGUGGCUCUACUGGAGCUGGUCAUCUCUGACUCACAAAAUGCCAAUGCCAUGCAGCUGAGUUGCGUAGUACGCGAGGUGGGACGUCGCAUUGUCCGCGCUCUGCCCGCCGAGCUCGUCGCGGCCAACAUGGUGCGGCGCGUGCUCAGGGCCAUCCAGGACGAGUACCGCGCCAACGCAGACCAGUACGGCGGCGGCGAGAGUCUUCAGAAACUGGUGCUCGGUGCAGGCGCGAGGAGAGCCACGCUCGGGCCCAACCAGCAGGACCUCAGGGAGCCCUUGAGAGAACACAUCGCUGAGAUCCGCCUCGAGCUGGAGACGUCGGCGCAGUCCAUCUGCGGGACGGCGCGCUCGCACGUGCACGCGGACGAGCUGAUCCUGACGUACGGCGCGUCGGCGCUGGCCGAGCGCUUCCUCAAGACGUGCCUGAGCCGCAAGUUCCGGCUGAUCCUGGUCGAGGGCACGCAGCACCAGAAGAGCCACGCGAUGGCGCUGCGCCUGAGCGCGGCGGGCGCGCCCGUCACCGUGGUGAGCAACGCGGCCGUGUGCGGGCUCAUGUCGCGGGUCAACAAGGUGGUGGUGGGCGCGCGGGCGGCGCUGGCGGGCGGCGCGGCGCUGGCCGAGGCGGGGCUGCACGCCGUCACCACGGCCGCCAAGUUCUACAGCGUGCCGGUGAUCGUGCUGGCCCCCCUGUACAAGCUGUCUCCCCUGUACGCGUGCGACCAGCACCACUUCAACGCGCUGGCGCCGCCGCAUCACGCGCUGCCCUACGAGAGCGCGGAGGCGUGCUCGUCGCGCGUCGUCGCGCCGCAGUACGACUUCGUGCCGCCCGACCACAUCACGCUGUUCAUCACCAACCUGUAA
Messenger RNA from Hyposmocoma kahamanoa, 984 nucleotides. RefSeq names its product translation initiation factor eIF-2B subunit beta (gene eIF2Bbeta). The record is from RefSeq and is a predicted model, not a curated record. Gene Ontology annotation, molecular function: guanyl-nucleotide exchange factor activity; translation initiation factor activity. Bases 1 to 984 code for a protein of 327 amino acids. Gene Ontology annotation, biological process: translational initiation. NCBI's taxonomy places the organism in Eukaryota, Metazoa, Arthropoda, Insecta, Lepidoptera, Cosmopterigidae. Gene Ontology annotation, cellular component: eukaryotic translation initiation factor 2B complex. The transcript has 9 exons.